Magallana angulata is the source of this 3912-nucleotide messenger RNA. RefSeq lists its product as uncharacterized. Bases 248 to 3406 code for a protein of 1052 amino acids. NCBI's taxonomy places the organism in Eukaryota, Metazoa, Mollusca, Bivalvia, Ostreida, Ostreidae. The record is from RefSeq and is a predicted model, not a curated record. The transcript is spliced from 17 exons.
UCAAAUGGUUUAGCAUUGGCCUUAUAAAGCGGAGGGCUUUUUUUUUUUAAAUUAUUACACUGAGAUAGUUGAACGCUUUGCCAAAUGUUAAUGAUCUAGCAAACUUUCGUCAUGGGCUCGAAGCAAGAGGGCCCAUGUUGGAAUAUGGAAUAAAAUUAUGUAAAGGCGAUGAGUUUUGUUCUUUUAUCAGAAUCAGCUACUAAUCCUCAGUUCUACAAAAACUAUUUGUAAUCAGGAGAUCUAGAUCAUGCCGAGGUCCCGAGAGUCGUUGAACUUUCUUCUAGUAUCAUCUCUUCUCCAAGUCGCAUCAGAUGUCCUCAUCAAGACCGUGCAGUCCGUCACCUCACGCCUCAACCUCACGCUAGAGCACCUCCUCAACCUACACCGCCACGGUUUCUUCCAUUCCUGGAAAGCACAGGAAUGUUGCCAGUGUGACCAACCAUUCAAGAACUCCUCGACCAUCCUCUUAAACCAAGAGUGGAACCUCCUGUUUCAGAAGACUGACGAGGACUGUGAGAAAGCAACACCCAACGUCGGCUGCAGCUGUCGUUUUGAGGCUAGAGGCACCACUGAUCCAGAAACACUCACGAUCAACAUGUCUAGCUGUAUUCUGGAAAAGUCGGAAGCUUUGAAGGACAAUGAAGUGAAGAAUGUCCAGAGAAUACGCGACAUCAACGAGCAACUUGUGCAAGGCAGAGAAGAGGCGAUACUAACGGAAGAAUCGUUCAACUCUUUCACGGAAGACCUCAACAAGGCUCUCCACGACAUGAGUAAACAGUGUGGAGACGAGUAUUACAACGACGUCGUAGAGAAGAUUCAAAGAAUUGACGCCAGUGAACCCAAUGAGGAGGAGGCCAAGAACAUAAUGGAAAGGUUCGACCAAGUCAACCAGGUCAAUCUGAACAAGAAGCCAUUCAACUUGGAGUACCAUCGAGUUGAUUCCAUGAGGUCGGAUAUCUCAGUCUGCGGUUCGGACGAGGAAGAGGAUUUUCCUGAUAACGAUGAGAACAACGAUGACCAAGAAGCUAUAGUCCUGACCGAGAGUCGGAUCCUCAAAGACGCAGAUUACAACUCCGUGGAGGACGUCGAGCUCAGUGAUUUCGAUGACGAAGAAGAUGAGGAAAACGAAUACGGUAAAAUUUUGCAGAGAAUGAGAGAGAAAUACAACUAUCUCAGUGAAAAGUGCGUGGCUGUUGGAAAAGACCUUUCAUGCGUCCGAAAACGAUUGGACGGUUCGUGGUCAGUGUCUGAAUCCAAGGCCCAACCAGAGGAAGUUCUACGACAAGAGUUGAAAGAGAUCGGGAUGUGGAGAAAGUUCAUCGACAGUCAACUAGAGGAUGAUGUUCGCGAAGUCUAUUUACCCUACGAGGACUUUCAUGUUUCCAAAAGCCCUGGACUAAGUCAAUAUAUUCCAUUCGUAAAACCUAAGUCUACUUCAAACCUGUACAGCAGUGAAAUGGCCGUACAUGCACCACGCCCAACUUUCAAGUCUUACACUCAAAAUCUGAGUAACCAAAAACGACUAUCCAAAAGCCUCUCGUCAAUAAACAACACCUUCAGAAGAAAUCUGCGUGGGGCAAACACCUGGAGACUAGACCCUGUUCCCCGGAAGUAUGACCAGGGAAACUUGUCAUUGUCUGCCAGGGAUGGGCUUUCAAAGUCCAGCGAACUCGUGACUUCCGUUUCCGGUUCUGGAAAUGAAGUGGAGAAAACACGAUCCUUUCCAACAUAUUUUGAGUCCUCUGUACCUUCUAGCACAGUUUCAAAAUCAUCAGGGUUUGGAAUAGAUUACUCCAAGUACGAGAAAUGCAUUCAAGAUACGGAAAAGGCUUUGGAGCUAUCUCCUUGUACCGGAAAAGACAAGGAAAGUAUUCUUUGCGAAAAGCAACACGGGCACUACCUAAGCAAGUGCAAACAGCAAACAAAUGAUCUCGUAAAUAAGUGCGAAAAGUUGAAUCAAAAGAUCCAGCAGCUAAAACCAAGAUUCGACCGCUGCGAACAGUUGUUGUCUGAAGACAUGGAGGUGUAUGAAAGUAUUCCAAAGCAAGACACAACUGGUAACGAAGUAAAUGGUAUCCCAAUGGCAUCGUCCAACGAACAACUUGAUUUUUCUGCAACACAUAUGGCCAUGGAAACUCCAAACCGAAAGUUCGCCAGCACUCCAUCCAAUGUGGAUUCUCAAUGGAGUGAACAGGCUCUCGAUUUUAUGAAUGGGUCCGUGGAUUCGGAUGACGAAGAAUCCAUUCUGGAAAGAAGAUUUGGCAAUUCUUUAAAGAAACUGCAUGCUGAGUGUGAUAGCUUGCGACUUAAAUGCAACCAAUCCAAAAGACAUCUACAGGAGGCGCGUAAACAGAUGCAUAGUUCAUCCUCCCAGCUAGACUUCCUAGAAAAUAUCCGCCAUGAGCCUCGCUUUGAAAACGAUGUGGUCGACAACGAAUUAAGUGAUAUUAAAUGGAAACAUGAUGUCAUGGAUGAAUCUUUCGAUUCGGCGUACCUUACCGUGACGAGUGGAAGGUCUACGGGAUAUAGUACAAGAAGCCGCCCGAACUCCUCCCGAUCUCCAUAUAACAGAGACAGCGCAGCACCCUUAGUCGCCAUGUCCACUCCCAGAAGACUACGGGGAGAAAUGUCUCCAUCAUAUUCGUCCCGGUCUCUGUACUCCCCUGGAUACGAUAGUGCACUGGAAGAUCCAGUGGAAGAUGACUACGUGCUAGCCAAGAAAACAACAAUACUGCGUCCACAAACAAAGGCUCCAAUUCUGAAGAGGUCAACAGUGGUUACAACACAUACCACUCCCAGAGAACUUUACAGCGCGCCCGCUUAUGAAGAUAAAACAGACAGUUUUGAAGAUGUUGAACUGGAGUUGGAAAACGAACACGGAGAAUUCCUGGAACAAUGCAAAUCUCAUUUUGUGGACAUUAAAUCAAAAAGUUAUAAACUUCGACAGGAAAUUCGACGUUUACGAAUCGAAAUGGGAUUACCAACAUUCCACAGCCAAGAGCGAAAGGUUUCUCCAGUUCCUAUCGCGAGAGAUGUACAGAAACAGUACAACUUACGGACACCCAGGCUUGAAACAAAAUCAGAAAAGUGGAACAAUUUGACAUCGCCAUACGCAAUGACUCCUACUAGAGCAGAAAGAUUUGACCCCUCAGAAGACGACGAAGAGGACUCUAGCAUCACUUCUUUUGAGAAAGAGUUGUCAGUUGCGGAGCAAAGUUAUGGAAAUUUUCUCUCAAACAUGAAAUCCAACUAUGACUCCUUGAAUGAGAGGAGCAGGCGCACAAAGCAGGAAAUACAUGAUGUUCGAAGACGUCUGCUUGAGCCGACGGUUUGUGACACUAUUACCUGUCGUGACGCAUACCGUCAUUCUUAUCCCAAAGCGGCCAUGGAGAUACACGGAUACUGAUGCCAGUAUACAAACCAAUAUUUGAUUUACUGAAAUACCAACGAAAAAAAACAGACAACAAAAUUUUUUAAGACAAACAUGAACCCAAAAACGAUAACCUUUAUUUUAUUGAAAUUUACUUGUUUUGACGAAAGUGUUGCAGUAGUUGGAGGCAUAUGAAACCAUGGUUUAAAGAUAAGACUUGGUAAUGGUUUUAAUUUUUUUUCUCCACAUUAAUUUAUAAAUACUUGUGUUAUUUUCGUAAACUGUGGGGAUUAUUUUUCGAUACAGUCCAUGACCCAAGUUCUUAUGGUUUUGACUUGUAUAUGUUUAUUUAUGUGCGUGUUUCCAAUUUAUUUUUCAUUUAAAUGGCUAUCUGAAUUUUCCUGAAAUAUGGCAUUUUUAUAAUAACAAAACUUGAGUGUUGUUUUUGAGUAUAGAUUAGUUAUAUUUUGUCCAGAGAGGUUUUCUAAUGUGAUUGUAUGUAAGAAUGCACAUUAAAAAUAAAGGUUAUGGAAAAUAUCUAA